This is a messenger RNA of Geodia barretti, 1006 nucleotides long. NCBI's taxonomy places the organism in Eukaryota, Metazoa, Porifera, Demospongiae, Tetractinellida, Geodiidae. The record is from the annotation of a GenBank genome assembly.
GCGGUCGCGUUUUUCGCGUAGUGUGGUAAACAAUGUAUGGGAACCGCCGACAAAGAAUGCCGAUCGCAGAGAGCCGAAGCCAUCCUAGCUGCUGAUAGGUGGGAGGAAAAAUACCACCAGUUCCUAGUCCAGCCUGACGAUCAAUAUAAAAGGUGUUCGCUGGAGAAAGGAGGCGAUGUUCGCUUCAAAGCCAAGAACUAGACCAGAGAUCGCUCCGUGGGAGCAGUUUUGCAAGGACGAGGCGAGACGAGCGGCACACGAGUUCCUGGAGAAGGUGCGUAGACUGCAGACCACGGACAGAAGCAGCAUGGAGGUCCCGGAGAGCGUGUUCGCUACGAAGUUCUCUGCUCACUUUCUCGACGAAGUGAUGGACUUGACCGGCACCGUCCCGAACGGGAGCGUCCAAGACUACGGCCGCAGCGGUAGCGGGAGCGGGAAGAAAGUAGGAGCGGGGAAAUCGUCCUGGUGGAACAUUUUCAAGAGAAAACAGUGUCGCGACGAGAGAGGUGUCGUGCUUGUCGGCAGCAGCGCGUCCAACAGAAAUGCCGGACUCGGCUCGGGCCUGGUGCUGCACCAGCAGAGCGCGGGCGGUUCGGUGGUGCUAGAGGCGCACGUCAAGAUGUUGGACAUGACUAGUUCUUCAGCGGAGCUAUCCUGGCAGGCGUGUCGCCUGGCCCUUACCUCCGAGCAGGGAAACCACCAGCUGGAAAUCUACUGCCCACCCAAGAGCAACUUUCCAAAGAUGUCCCUGUUCUGCUUCCUACUGAAGGAGGUUCGAUCCUCGACUACUCUUGAACUACCCGACUCUGUCUCCUCGUUUGUUGUCAAGGUUGGUUCACACACACACACACACACACACACACACUCUCUCUCUCUCUCCUCUCUCUCUCUCCUCUCUCUCUCUCCUCUCUCUCUCUCUACUGCUGAUAGAUGCAUGUACACACACAUGUAACUAGAGAUAUAGGGGCAUUACCUUCAAAAUACCCAAUCACCUGUCAAUUACUAA